AAGCAAGUGCAUCCCAACCUAUAUCUGGUGUUGAACACUAGUGACGGAACUUACCUGGUAUUCGAGCAAUGGCCUCCCAGAAUAUGGAUCCUGCGGCAGCCACAUCUACCGCAGCUUUGAAAGGCAGCGACACCGGUGGGAGCGCGGCCAGAGGAUCGGUUUCGAAAAGACUUCAGCAGGAGCUGAUGACACUAAUGAUGUCUGGAGAUAAGGGAAUUUCAGCUUUUCCUGAGUCUGACAACCUGUUUAAGUGGAUUGGGACAAUAGAUGGCGCACAGGGAACGGUUUAUGAAGGUUUGAGGUACAAGCUCUCCUUAGAGUUUCCCAGUGGUUACCCCUACAAGGCACCCCGUGUAAAGUUCAUUACCUCCUGCUUCCAUCCCAACGUGGAUGAGAAUGGUUUCAUUUGCCUGGACAUCCUGAAGGAGAAAUGGUCAGCCUUGUAUGAUGUGCGCUCUAUACUGUUGUCCAUCCAGAGUUUGCUAGGAGAACCAAACAAUGAGAGCCCUAUGAAUGCCACUGCUGCUGAGCUCUGGGAGAACCAGGAAGCCUACAAAGCCCAUUUGCACGCAACAUACAAGAAAUAAUCAGCGAGAUCAUCAUGGACUUCCCUUGUUUUAAGUU
Molecule: messenger RNA, 624 nt
Organism: Megalops cyprinoides (Indo-Pacific tarpon)
Lineage: Eukaryota; Metazoa; Chordata; Actinopteri; Elopiformes; Megalopidae
Gene: ube2c
Product: ubiquitin-conjugating enzyme E2C
Exons: 7
Coding region: 69-587 (172 amino acids)
Source: RefSeq, a predicted model, not a curated record